AUGUCUGGUGAUAGAGAAACAAUAACAAUUGAACAAAGAGUUGCAAAUCAAUCAGAUCUCGAUGCAUUAACAUGUGCGAUUUGUUUGUCUCUGAUGACUUCACCAAUCAAACAAUGUGUGUCUGGCCAUCUUGGUUGUGGGAGUUGUUUGGAAAAGGUUUCAACUUGUCCUCAAUGUAGAGUAUCUAUUUCAAAUGGAGGAUUGUCAAGAUCACUCAUUACAGAUCAUAUGUUAUCACAUCUUAGGGUAAAUAAUCAAAUCGUCCUCAUAAAGGGACUAUAUUCUCCAAUUAUUCAUUGUGUGAAUUACUUUAAAUAUAAUCAAGAUAGCAAGAAAUGGGUAAAGGAUGCAAGAGGAUGUCAAGAGAUUGUAACUGUAGCAACAUCAGACGAUCACGAGUUAACUUGUAAAUAUAAUCUUUUAAAAUGUCAACAUCAAGGAUGCAAUGAAGAAGUAUUAAAAGAUGAUAUGACUAGUCAUCUUGCUCAAUGUAAACACCAACCAAAAGAAAAGAUAUCAUGUCCAUUUGGUACUGAUAUCUGUAAAUUUAUAGGAACAAAGAAAGAGGUUGAUCAACAUAUUCUAAAUUCAAUAUCAGAUCACAUAGAAUCAAACAAUCAAAAAAUGGAUGAUAAAAUCAAAGCACUAGAAAAAAAAUUUUCUGAAUCUAUGGAAUCAAUCAAGAAAUCAAAUACAGAGUAUGUGGAUCAAAAGAUAAAGAAAAACAAGGAAAAAACAAAGAUAUAUAUAAAUCAAUUAGGAAAUGAUUAA
Molecule: messenger RNA, 771 nt
Organism: Cavenderia fasciculata
Lineage: Eukaryota; Evosea; Eumycetozoa; Acytosteliales; Cavenderiaceae
Exons: 5
Coding region: 1-771 (256 amino acids)
Cellular component (GO): cytoplasm
Molecular function (GO): zinc ion binding; ubiquitin protein ligase activity
Source: RefSeq, a predicted model, not a curated record